CAAAAACCUCCACUUUCUCGUCUCAUUUCUCGGAAUUCGCGAAACAGAAACCAAAAAAAAAAAAGAAGAAAAAAACUGGGUCGGGUCUUCCGAGAAAAAUUAUAACCCUAAAUUUAACAAGAGAGAAAGUUUCUUCCUUUACUUUCUCUAACCUCUUCUUCUUCGAUGGAUUCUAGAGAACUCCACCAACAACAGCAACAGCAACAGCAGCAGCAGCAGCUACAACCACCUCCUGGGUUCCUAAUGGGCUCCUACAAUCGAAACCCUAACGCCGCCGCCGCCGCAGCCGCAGCGUUAAUGGGUCCCACAUCCACAUCUCAGGCGAUGCAUCACCGCUUACCUUUCGGCUCUCUCUCACCGCAUCAACCUCCUCAACACCAUCAGCAGCAGCAGCAACAACAGCAGCAUCUUCACCCUCAUCAGCAUCAUCCUCAGCCUCAGCAACAGAUGGAUCAGAAGACGCUUGAAUCUCUGGGAUUCGAGGGGUCGCCUUCCUCCCAGCAGCCGAUGCGAUUCGGGAUCGAGCAGCAGCAGCAGCAGCAGCAACAGGCGCAGAAGAAGAAGAGAGGGAGGCCGAGGAAGUAUGCUGCUGAUGGUAACAACAUUGGUCUUGCUUUGGCUCCCACUUCUCCUGCUUCUAAUUCCUAUGGUGGUGGAACUGAGGGUGGUGGUGGAGAUAGCGGCGGUGGAGGAGGAGGAGGAGGUAAUGCUAACUCUUCCGAUCCACCUGCUAAACGGAACAGAGGUCGUCCUCCUGGCUCCGGUAAGAAGCAGCUUGACGCUUUAGGAGGAACAGGUGGAGUUGGGUUUACACCUCAUGUCAUUGAGGUUAAAACUGGAGAGGACAUAGCUAUGAAGGUAGUGGCGUUUACGCAACAGGGGCCACGCGCGAUCUGUAUUCUCUCAGCUACUGGAGCUGUAUCUACUGUCAUGCUUCGUCAAGCUAACAAUCCUACUGGAGCUGUUAAGUUUGAGGGUCCAUAUGAGAUCAUUUCUAUGUCAGGUUCUUUCUUGAAUACUGAGAGUAAUGGUACUGUGACUAAAACUGGUAGCUUGAGUGUAUCUCUGGCUAGACCAGAUGGUCAGGUUGUCGGUGGUUGUGUCGCUGGGAUGCUAGUAGCUGGAUCACAAGUCCAGGUUGUUGUUGGAAGCUUUGUACCAGAUGGCAAGAAGCAGAAACAAAGCGCAGGGCGUGUUCAGAAUACACCCGAGCCAGGUUCAGCACCAGCCAAUAUGUUGACCUUUGGUGGUGGUGGUGGUGGUGGAGGACAAGGAAGCCCUCGGUCUCAGGGACAGCAACAUUCAAGUGAGUCAUCAGAGGAAAACGAGAGCAACUCUCCAUUGCACCGUGGUAAUAACAAUAACAACAACAACAACAAUCAUCAUGGACUAUUUGGGAACUCUACACCGCAACAACUUCACCAAAUGCCUAUGCAGCAACAGAUGUACCAUCACCACCUCUGGCCUGGCCACAAUCCUCAGUAAAAGUUGAGAUUGUUCAUGGCUCGUGCUGGCAGGGUUUGCUUUUCUGUUCGUUUUACACAUCUCUCCAUCAGAAUUAUCCAUAAAGUAGAUUGAGCUUUAUUACUCUCUCUCGUCUUCUUCUUCCUCCUCCACUUCUCUUCUCUUCAAAUUUAAUUUUGGUUUUUAGAUAAACAGAGAGAGAGAUGUUAAGUAGGUUUCAGUUCAUCUUUUUAGUUUGUUUCUUAGUUACUUUUGAUUGUGAUAAUCAGAAAGACCUCCUUUUUACUCUUUUUUUACAUUAUUGCUAUGAUUAAAGAGGAGAUAACAGCCAUCAUAGUGACCCAAAAUCUCAUUAGAAG
Eruca vesicaria subsp. sativa (arugula) is the source of this 1823-nucleotide messenger RNA. The record is from the annotation of a GenBank genome assembly. Lineage: Eukaryota; Viridiplantae; Streptophyta; Magnoliopsida; Brassicales; Brassicaceae.